Molecule: messenger RNA, 2805 nt
Organism: Debaryomyces hansenii CBS767
Lineage: Eukaryota; Fungi; Ascomycota; Pichiomycetes; Serinales; Debaryomycetaceae
Exons: 1
Coding region: 1-2805 (934 amino acids)
Biological process (GO): protein import into nucleus
Cellular component (GO): nucleus; cytoplasm
Molecular function (GO): small GTPase binding; nuclear import signal receptor activity
Source: RefSeq, a predicted model, not a curated record
AUGUCGUGGACAGCUGAUCCAGAAGCUUUAGAGCAAUUAAAGCAUAUUUUUAAAGGCACAUUAUCGUCAAAUAACCAAGAAAGAAGUUUAGCAAAUGAUGCAUUAAUCCAAGCAAGACAACAACCUGAGAUUGAGAACUAUCUAUUUGACAUCUUAAUUAUGGAUAAUACUGCUAGAUCCGACGUGAGAGCAGCAGCAGGUAUUAAUUUAAAGAACAGUAUUUUAAAGAAUGAUAACCCAAAUCACAUUAAGAACCGACAAUAUCUCUUGGAGAAUAUAUUAAAAGGAUUAAUGGUUCAUGAUAACAUGGUGAGAAAUAUCACAGGUAAUGUCAUCACGUCUUUAUUUUCUAACUUUGGAAUCGAAGGAUGGCCUCAAGCAUUACCCCAACUCAUUGAAUUAGCAAGUCUUAAUUCCCCUGAUGGCACGUAUAUUGCUCAAGAAGCAGCCAUGGGUGCUUUGAGUAAAAUAUGUGAAGAUAGUGCAUUAUCGUUAGAUCGUGAAUUCAACGGGGAAAGACCUUUGAACUUUAUGAUCUCCAACUUUUUGAAAUUAGCCACUAACCCACAAAGCGGUAAAAUCAGAUCCUUGUCGAUACAUUGUAUUAAUCAGUUUAUUCCAUUAAAGACACAAUCAUUUUUAAUCCAUUUAGAUGAAUUUCUACAAAAAUUGUUUGAGUUAGCAACAGAUUCUAAUAACGAAGUAAGGAGGAAUAUUUGUACGUCUUUUUCAAUGGUCUUAGAAACAAGGCCUGACAAGAUUAUGCCCCACCUAGAUGGUGUUAUUAAUUAUUGUUUACAUUUAAUGCAAGAUUCUGAUGAGGAGGUCGCCCUUGAGGCCUGUGAAUUCCUAUUAGCAUUGUCAACGUCUCCAGAAACUGAAUCAGAUAAAAACCUUUUCAAUCCGAAGUUGAAGAUAAUAUUACCGACCUUAUUGCAAAAGAUGGUAUAUUCCCAAGAAGAAAUUUUCUAUAUGGAAUUGAUCGACGAAAAAGACAAUGCUGAUAUUGCUGAUAAAGAUGAAGAUAUCAAACCCCAAACCGCAAAAUCAAAAGAUUCUCACACUGCAGCCACUAAUCAUGAGCAUAAAAAAGAUACCAAACAACCUGAUUUUGAUGACGAUACUGACUCUGAAUUUGAAGAUGAAGAUGAUGAGGAUCUGGAAAUAGAUCAAUGGAGUUUAAGAAAAUGCUCUGCAGCUACCCUCGAUAUAUUGUCUCUCAAUUUUCCAGAAGAAGUAUUACAGGUUUCCUUACCAAUAUUACAAGAGCAUAUUGUUUCUCCAGAAUGGCCAGUUCGUGAGGCUGCUAUACUUGCGUUUGGUGCUAUAAGCAAAAGCUGUAUUGAAUUAUCUAGAGAUAAAUUACCGACUUUAGUUCCGUUUUUAGUUGACAGAUUGCAGGAUCAAGAACCAAGAGUGAGACAAAUAACAUGUUGGACCUUAUCAAGGUUUUCUACAUGGGUUGCUGAAGAAGCACAUGAAGGCGGUCAGUAUGCAAAUUACUUCCAGCCAACUUUCCAAUCUAUUGUAACAUGUGCUUUAGAUAACAAAAAGGUGGUCCAGGAAGCUGCAUGUUCCGCAUUGUCUUCGUUCAUUGAAGAAUCUGAUGUUUCAUUGAUUGAAUUCUAUUUGGACCCAUUGUUAGACCAUUUCGCAAAGUGUUUCCAGACAUACCAACGUAAAAACUUAAUUAUAUUAUAUGAUUGUGUUCAAACAUUUGUUGAGAAAAUGGGGUAUGAAAAGUUAUCCUCCAAGCCUGACUACAUCAAUACUUUAUUACCCCCAUUAUUACAUAAAUGGCAAAUUUUGGAUGAUAAUGACACAGCAUUAUGGCCAUUAUUAGAAUGUAUGGCAUCCAUAGCUGCUACAUUAGGUGAAUUAUUCGCUCCAUAUGCUAUACCUGUAUAUGAAAGAGCUAUUAAAAUAUUGUCAAACUGUAUUGAAUUAGACCAACAGUGCCAGACUGAUGCCUUAAUUGAUGCUCCAGAAAAGGAUUUUAUGGUGACAUCAUUAGACUUAAUAGAUGGUUUAAUUCAAGGGUUUGGUCAACAUUCCAUCGAGUUGAUACAGCAACAUGGAACUAAUUUGAUGGACUUGAUUAUGAUUUGUUUUGAAGAUCAUACGGAUGAUGUGAGGCAAUCGGCAUAUGCAUUGUUAGGUGACUUGGCCAUUUUCACACUCGAGGCUACAGUUAAACCAUAUUUGCAACCAAUAUUCAUUAGCAUUGGAAACGAAAUCAAUAAUAGAACCUUUAAUUCUUUCCCUGUAUACAAUAAUGCUAUAUGGGCAUUGGGUGAAAUAGCUAUGAGAUUGACAUAUGACGAGAUCAAGCCAUAUUUAAGUAAUUUAGUUGACUUGGUUAUCCCUGUUUUGAAUAGUUCUGACACCCAGCAAACAGUGUUGGAAAAUGCUGCUAUUUGUCUUGGUAGAAUGGGUCUUAAUGGAGGAUCAGAAGUGAUCUCACCAAGACUUUCUGAGUUCAUACUUCAAUGGUGCUCGCAGAUGUUAUAUUUAGUGGACAACAAUGAAAAAGAAACCGGCUUUCAGGGUAUGCUUAAUAUAGUCAAUGGAAACCCUGAUCAAGGAUUUGGUGGUUUGUCAAAUCAACAGGGUAAGAAGAAUUUAGCUAUUUUUUUUGUAUGUAUUGGUAAUUAUUUGGAACCUCCAGAAUCGUUGAAGAAUAUGUUUGGUCACUUGCUAGUUAGCUAUAAAAAUAUGAUUGGAAAUGAAAUUUGGGAAACUCAAAUAAUGUGUCAUAUUGACCAAGAAACAAGGCACUACCUUAGAAGUGCUUACGGAAUUUAA